Messenger RNA from Empidonax traillii (willow flycatcher), 2797 nucleotides. It is a transcript of the gene ZCRB1, whose product is annotated as zinc finger CCHC-type and RNA binding motif containing 1. NCBI's taxonomy places the organism in Eukaryota, Metazoa, Chordata, Aves, Passeriformes, Tyrannidae. Gene Ontology annotation, biological process: mRNA splicing, via spliceosome. The coding region runs from base 149 to 799 and encodes 216 amino acids. The transcript has 9 exons. Gene Ontology annotation, molecular function: zinc ion binding; RNA binding. The record is from RefSeq and is a predicted model, not a curated record. Gene Ontology annotation, cellular component: U12-type spliceosomal complex.
CGCGGGAUGGGCUCCCGCGCGGGCUGAGCCCGCCGAAGGCGGGGGCACCGCGCCCGUGGCAGCGCUCGUUUACAGCUCUCUCGCUUCGGGCUUUCGCGGAGGAGGAAGGGACGAAAUAAGCAGCUGGUCGGUGGCGGUGCUGUGAAAAAUGAGUGGUGGGUUGGCACCAAGCAAAAGCACAGUGUAUGUGUCCAAUUUACCCUUUGCUUUGACAAACAACGAUCUGUACAGGAUAUUUUCAAAGUAUGGGAAAGUUGUCAAAGUUACUAUUAUGAAAGACAAAGACACCAGGAAGAGCAAAGGAGUUGCCUUUAUUUUGUUUUUGGAUAAAGAAUCUGCACAAAACUGUUCUCGGGCACUUAAUAACAAACAGUUGUUUGGAAGAGUAAUAAAAGCAAGUAUUGCCAUUGAUAAUGGAAGAGCAGCAGAAUUCAUUCGCAGGCGUAACUACUUUGAUAAGUCUAAGUGUUACGAAUGUGGGGAAGCAGGACACUUAAGUUAUGCUUGUCCUAAGAAUAUGCUAGGAGAGCGAGAGCCACCAAAGAAAAAAGAAAAGAAGAAGAGAAAGAAAAUAGUUGAGCCAGAAGAAAUUGAGGAGGAAGGAGAAAGUGAAGAGGAAGGAGAAGACCCUGCUCUGGAUAGCCUCAGCCAAGCCAUAGCUUUUCAGCAAGCCAAAAUUGAGGAAGAACAGCAACGAUGGACACAGACUGCAGGGGAAUCUUCAAUUUCAGAUGAUUCAAAACGUCCACGGAUUAAGAAAAGUGCUUAUUUCAGUGAUGAGGAAGAACUUAGUGAUUGAAAUAAUACUAUUCUAUAUGUAUAUAUAAUAUAUGUAGUGUACCUUUUGUAAAGUGAUACAAGGUGAUCUGUAAUAUAAGUUUGUUUUGGUGUUGAAGACACUGAAAAUCCUGUUGUGUUUUAUCCUGUCCUCUCACCCUCCUGUCUUUUUAUACCUUUGUCUCAAAACUUCACCUUUCAAGGCAGCUUCUUCAGAAAAUGAUGUGUUCCUACACUUAAAUCCAGAAGAGUAUCUAUGAGAAUUCUUCUUACAGUUACUGUCUAGACCCAAACCCUGGAAGUGAAAUCUUUCCUAAGAGAAUUUCUGACAACUUUUUUCCCAUGAGAAUUCCUCUGAAGAUGACUGUUACCACUACUGAUUCUUUAUGUAUUGGUCUGUUUAUUGCCUGUUUGGAAGCAGGAGGCUUUAGCAGUACUUUGGUGGAUUAUGAAUCUUGGAUUGUUCCUCUUCAUAGUGUUAAAUUUCAGCUUUAAGCAUUGUACUAGUCUUUUAACUCCUCAUGCAAUAGAUGAUAAAUUACUGUCACAUCAGCAUUGUUUCUCCUGACUGCAGUUUGGGUGCCUAACAUGGUAAUUAUGGUUAUCCAUGGGGUUUUAAAUAUACUUGUAUCUAACCUGGGUCACAGUUCUAUGUUCACAACCCUCUGAACCUGUUGGUAAAAUGCAAAAGGCACAAAGUUUCCUACAUACUUUAAUUAUCUUUGAUGUAUACUUGGAACCAUCGCAGUCUCUAAGCAAAGUGUGUCGGCACCUAGUUUGCACAUAAAGCUGUCAAGACCUUUAAAAUAGUGUCUCCAUUCUUACCUCUCUAGGGUUCUAGUCAUGUUCUCCUGUACUAGUGAUUAUUCCCAAAACCACAGACACAUGAUGAGCUGGCUUCUUUUUCUGUUUUCAGUUCUUCCUGUUUAACCAUCAGGACUUGAUUUUCUUCCAAAUAUUCCAUUAUCUGUUCUUAAUAUUAAUUUACAUUCAAAUACAUAAGGUGCAAAGCAAAGAAACACACGCGCACACACUCUCUAAGCUAGCAUAAAGUAGUCUCAUUCAGAAGGUCAUUCUUGUCCUUGUUUUGCUCCAUAAACACAAGAAUUCAGAAACAAGAAUAAGGCAAUAAUAGAUUUUUCUCUGCAAGCUACUCAAACCGUUGGAAUAAGGAGGAAUAUUGGGUUCUAGACAUAGGAAGGUCUUGGGCUCAGUAAUCAAAGAAAUGUUUUUAAGACUGACUUUGACUUUUUGCUGAAAGUACUAUAUAUUAAAUCUGAAGCUUCCUUGACGGAAUUUUGGAAGAUCUCUUGAUACUGAAUAGCAGAGUGCUAAAGUGCCAGGCAUAACUUGGUAAUAAUAAAUGCAAAUCACUCUACAUUGUGUAUGUAAGAAUGAAGCCUGAGGAGUUCUAAACUCUGCUAAGGAAGAAAGUCUUGCUGCCAGCAUGCUUCUCUACAAGUGCUAGGUUAGGGCCUAGUGACAAUCAAAAAAAAGAUGAAAGCAAAACAAGCAAAAAUAUUGGGCCACUACUUAAAAUGGGAGUUUGUCUUCAAGUACCGUAUUCGGUGCUGUUUUUAAAAAAAGAUAGAAAACUGAAAUGUGACAGAGGACCAGUUUGACAUUGUCCAUGACUUUGGUUUGGGAAUAUUUGGUAGCUUGUAAGAGUUAAGAUUUCAGUGAAGUGAUUAGGCAGCAAGUUUCAGACUUGUAAUUCAUUACACUAUGUAAUGUAGUAGUGGAACUUACUGCUAGGAGACUUAAGGGUCAUGCAGUCAAAUGGAUUAGACUUGUAUGUGAAACAGAUUUUCAGAUGUUAGUUUUAAUAAAGUCUCCACUCAGAAAUAUCCUCAGUUGCUGGCUACCUCUAACAGUUAAAAUAUACAGAGGAAUUAACAUAGUCUAGGAAUGUAUUGUUCUUACACAAGUUACUGUUUCAUAUUUGCUACUGGUGUGUUGUCAGAAAGCAUAAAACCCAAAAUGGAGCCUUAUUCUGACCUAAUAAAGUACUUUUUCAAGA